This is a messenger RNA of Eublepharis macularius, 2805 nucleotides long. RefSeq names its product tetratricopeptide repeat domain 14 (gene TTC14). The record is from RefSeq and is a predicted model, not a curated record. Lineage: Eukaryota; Metazoa; Chordata; Lepidosauria; Squamata; Eublepharidae. Gene Ontology annotation, molecular function: protein binding; nucleic acid binding. Bases 51 to 2348 code for a protein of 765 amino acids. The transcript is spliced from 12 exons.
UGAAUGUGUCAGGGAAGGCGGCGCCGCUGCGGGCGGCCUGACGGGCGGCGAUGGAGCGGGAUCUGCUCCGCCAGGCGCUCGGCUUCCACGGGCCCGCGCUGCUCUCUCUCCUCCGGACGGAGCAGCACGACAAUCCCGAUUUCCGCGGUCUCCUGCCGCCCGGGGGGCCCGGCCUGGAGACGCUGCCUCCUGCCAGGAAGGACAGAGGAAUAGAUAAUGUUGAAAUACAAAAUUUCAUUGCAAAAAAAGCAGAUCUCCUUUUUUCUCAUUCUUGGAAAACAAAUGUGCCAACAAUAACUGAAGCAGAUGAAGAAAAUGAAGAUUAUUAUGCUAUUAUGCCUCCUUUGGAGCAGUUCAUGGAUGUUCCCAGUGCAGAGAGGAGAGAGCUGUUUUUCCGUGAUAUCGAACGUGGGGACAUAGUGAUUGGAAGGAUUAGUUCUAUUCGGGAAUUCGGUUUCUUCAUGGUGCUGUUCUGCCUGCGAAGCGGCGUUAUUCGAGAGAUAGCAGAUUUAGAAAUCACUGCUCUUUGUCCACUGAGAGAUGUGCCUUCCCAUAGCAGCCAUGGUGACCCUUUAUCAUACUAUCAAACUGGUGACCUCAUCCAAGCUGCAAUCAAGGAUAUUGAUCGCUAUCAUGAGAAGCUCACAGUGUCACUGCACAGCUCUGCUCUUUCUCCCAGCCUAGCAAGUACCAAAUUAGGAGUGAUCAGCUCCGAAGACUUGCCUCUGCACUAUAGGAGGAGUGUUGAAAUAUCCAGUGGUUUGGAAACAUACGAAAAAGUUUUGCAACACUCCUUGGGCUUCGCCAAUCCAGCAGUAGUUGAGUUUCUGGUAGGCAAACUAGGACUGAGUGAAUCCAGCCCACCAUCCUUAAUGAGAAGACUCCAAAGCCAAAAUUUCCAUGAAGAGGAUUUUGCCACUGCGUUGAGAAAAAAGCAGUCUGCCUCCUGGGCCUUAAAAUGCGUGAAGAUUGGUGUUGAUUAUUUUAAAGAGGGACGCCAUGUGGAUGCCAUGAAUGAAUACAACAAAGCACUGGAGAUUGAUGCGCAAAACGUUGAAGCCUUAGUUGCCCGCGGAGCCCUAUAUGCAACAAAAGGCAGUCUAAAUAAGGCAAUUGAUGAUUUUGAAAUUGCUUUAGAAAACUGUCCAACGCACAGAAAUGCACGAAAAUAUCUGUGUCAGACACUUGUUGAACGAGGAGGCCAGUUGGAAGAGGAAGAAAAGUUGUUAAAUGCUGAGAGUUACUACAAGAAAGCUUUAAACAUAGAUGAGACGUUUCAAGAAGCUGAGGAUGCCUUGUUGAAACUUCGUAAGCAGAUGCAGAAAUCUUUGGAAAUGAGAGAGAAACAAGCUGCAAAAGAGGAGAGACAGAAAGAGAAGAAAAUAGAGACAAGUGUGGAAAAACUGCGUAAGCUCUUAAAAGAAGAGAAAAGGUUGAAGAAGAAAAGAAAAAGGUCAACCUCCUCCUCCUCCUCUUCCUGUGAUUCUUCAUCUGAUGAAUCCACUUCCUCCUCCUCCUCCUCCUCUUCUGAUCACAAAAAGCGUAAGAAAAGGGAUCGGAGCCGGUCCGAAUCCUCGCGCAGCUCUAAACACACACCCAAGAGUUCCUUAAAUCAGAGUAGGAAAGAUGACUGCUAUUCUCCUCCAGCCAAUACCUCUGCUUCCUUCCUUAAUCAAAAGCAUGAAAUGGAGAAACUGCUGGAGAGGCAGGACAGGUUAGCUUAUCAGAAGCCAGAAGCUAGAGACAGGUAUUACUCUCUCCCAAGGACUUCUCUUUAUGAGGAAGAUCAUGGAGGCAGGUCUGAAGAUUCCAGGGAUUCCUACAGCAGCGCCAAAACUCAGGCAAAUAGUAACAAAACUGAAAAACAGGGUAAGGUAGACAGAAUUUUCUUUGAUAGGAGGGAGAGCACAGGUCCCUGUCGCAGGAAGUCUGAUGACAAAAACAAGACACAGUAUUCAGGAAAGUUAGAAAAAGAUGGGGGGAGGAAGGAACAGCACCGGAAGUAUAGCCCAAGCCAAACAAAAUAUUCCACAUCUCCAACAGGGUCUGAUUACUCCACCAAAUCAGUUGAACACUACAAACGAUAUACUAGCCGCUGGAUAAACGAAUCCAGUCGGUACAGUGCUGACAACAGACCCGAGUUGGCACAGAGUAAAAGAGAGAGAGAACCUCGGAGCAGGGAAAGAGAUCCUGCCCAAACACAGGAGGUAGAUGAGGAAGCUGCCCUCAAUGGCAAAGAACAAUCAGGAAGUGGUGCUAGGAAAAACCUGCCUCAGAAUCUACUCAACAUAUUUAAUCAGAUUGCUGAAUUUGAGAGAGAAAAAGGAAGCAAGCAGAAAAACCAAUGAUUUUUUUAAAAGUUACUACCGGGUGCAAGUAAUGGAUAUUGUUCAGCCUCUAUAAUCACUGGAGUCCCUGCUGUUCAUAGAAAACUAGAAAUGUUUUUUGUUCUUCCCUCCAGUCUGUUUGUUUAUGUAGAGAAGGAUAAAUAUGCAAGAGCGGUGUCAUCUCUCUUUAAAAAACGGAUAUUUCUCAUGCUCUUUAAGAUCUAAGAUGUGCUGAUGUGAAAGGUUGAAAAAUUCUUAGCUAUUACGAAGGCUGCCAGCUGUGCCAGUUGGCAUCUGACUUGCACUUUACAGAGGGAAUUUUUUCCAAGGGCACCAAUGACUGUUAUUUUGUAAUGUUAAUAUAACCAUAAACUUGAAAUGUUUCUAAUGAAUGUGCCAUCAGUGUAUAUAGCUUGUUUUACAAGUAAACUUUUUAAAACAAAACUACUUCCCCCAGUUUUGUUCAGUGUCUGUGAUU